CUCUUGUUUCUUCCUCACCUUCUCUGAGGACUGAGGAAACGCUGGGUGAACUUUGCCCGAUUCUGUUUUAGCAUAAUACCAAAUCGCGUUGUUUUGUAUUUACUUGAAGUGUUCUAUUAUUAUUCUUUUAAAGAUGUGGUUUAUUUAUUUACUUAGCUGGGUGUCCUUAUUAAUACAGGUGUCUUUUGUUACCCUCGCUAUUGCUGCAGGUCUAUACUACUUGGCAGAGUUGAUAGAGGAGUACGCAGUUGCUACCAGUCGAAUAAUAAAAUACAUGAUAAUGAUCUCCACAGGUGUACUGGCAGGGCUGUACCUGUUUGAGGGCUUCCCCAUGCUCAUGAUUGGGGUUGGCCUUUUCACUAACCUGGUGUACUUUGGCCUGCUGCAAACAUUCCCUUACAUCAUGCUCAGCUCACCAAACUUCAUUCUGUCUUGUAUACUGGUGGUGAUAAAUCACUAUAUGGCCUUCCAGUAUUUUGCAGAAGAAUACUAUGCAUUUUCAGAGGUUCUAGCAUACUUCACAAUUUGCCUGUGGGUGAUACCAUUUGCUUUCUUUGUAUCCCUGUCUGCUGGGGAGAAUGUUCUUCCAUCCACAGUGCAGCAAGGAGACGAUGUGGUAUCUAACUACUUUACCAAAGGAAAGAGGGGCAAACGCUCUGGGAUCCUCCUGAUAUUCUCCUUCCUGAAAGAGGCUGUUUUGCCAAGCCGCCAGAAAAUGUACUGAAGCACUACAGCUAAAGGGUAGCGGACAGACGGAGGGCUCAGGAAGGUUGAGCGAUGGGUUAUGGGCAGGGUUUCCGGAUGUCUUAGUCAACUGGAUUCGUGAGAAUGAAGGGAGAGGGGGAUGUUUAGGGGUGAAAGGUAAAAGAACUAAAGAGAGAACCUGUGUGGAGUACCAUGUCUGGACGGAUGCACACAACCUGCCACGGACAUACCGGCUCUUCGGCUGAACUGAUAUGUCUGUCUCUCUGUCUGUCCAUCUGUUUUAAACGAACACAGCCAAUUAACGCUCCAUAAGUGAUCCUCAUACGUGGAAUGCCUUAAGGGUCUUGUUUCCUUGAGAGGCAUUAUGAAGGCUGAUUUGUGAAUGAAAUCACUGGGAGUGGCAAAUGUCAGUUUUUGGUGUAGAACUUUUGUUUAAUUUGUGUCUGGAAUUUUGUCCAAAAUGCCUUUCAUUUUUAAAGGCUUGAAUCAUAGACAUGUGAAGCAAUGUCUUUAGUUGGAUGUUUAAUGGUGUGAGCUUCUUUGCAUAAUUUGAUGACCAUUUUACUGUCACUAGUUGAUGCUGAUUCUGAUGUAAUUGUCAUACUACAGUCAUCAAGGCCUUUGGUCUUUGGUCAAGGCUUUUUAUUAUUUGUAAGCUGUAAAGAACAAAACAUUUGCCUAAACAGUUCUGAAUUAAGACCAGUUGAGAUUACCUGCAAGAUGGAAUGGUGUUUAAAAGAUCUCAAGAGUGUCAACAGAUUCUUACAUCUAUUUUGAAGAAUCAAAAAUGCUUAGUACAUAUAUGGAGUCUCAUUACAUUCUUCAUAAUGUUCAAAAGCAUUAACACUGCUUUUUAUUUUUUCUUUCUUUCUUUUUUCUUUCUUUUUUUUUAUUUUAGAAACAAAGUGAAUUUCACCACAAUGGUCUGUCUUCAGAUGUUUUUUCACACAUGCAGACAAUAAAAUGCCAGUUAAAUUUGAUUUUCAUAGACCAUAUCCAGUUCCAUCUACCCUGUCACUCUCGUCUAUGAAUUGUUGCCCUUUACAUUGAAGUGUCUACUGUUGUGUUGAGAGUGUGAGGUCAGUGAAAGGCCAGGUUAAUCUGUCUCACACCAUUACAUUCAUUCAGUUCAACAUCCUCUCACCUGGGGAUUUCACCACUUACAGAAGUAAGAGAGGAGGUGUUGGUAAUGUACACUGAGGUGAAAUAAGCUUUUGCAGAGUUUGAUCUAAAAAAUAAGGACAAUGAAAUCUUGAUUUUGUGAGUUGUGAGAUCCUCUGGGUCAAGGUGUCACACUUUGGGCUCACAUUUAUCAACUCUUCAUAUGCAGAAAUAGGUGUAAAUUCAAGUAGUGAAAGUAGCCUUUAAAUGUAAUUAGUGUUAAAUACAAACAGAUUUAUGGUUAUGCUUCUAAUGAUGGAGAGAAUGACUUUUUGUGUAAGACACAUUUUAGAGGGAAUAAGGCCAUAACAUUUAUUUCCAUCUAUUAUUAAGAAGGAUUAUGCUCUAUAGUGUGUGCAAGGCAAAAAAGUAGGUUUUCAUCUAAUUACCAACUUUUAUUUACAUCAGUAGCGUGACCGUAUUAUUGAUGCAGUUAACCUGGAAGAAAUUAUAUUUUAACUUUAUUGAAAACAACACAAAACAGCUUAAUAAUUUUCUACUUAAUUGUCCAAAAUCAAAAUUCCAAAAAAAAAUUGCAUCUCAGUAGCGUUAGAAAAAUGUCAAAUUCCUUUUUGGAGGUGCAGUCCACAUUCCAUAUAUAGAAAUUGUGUGCCUGUCUGUAUUUAAAUGAGCAGUGAAAUGCAUGUGUGAAAAACCUAUGAAAAAUGGUGUUUAUUAAGCCACAUUGUUAACACUUGUGCAUAUGACAGUCCUAAUUGUACACAGUUGAUUACUGAUACACAAUGCAAAUUGGCCCCUAAUUCAAAUCAUACGCUAAUUACUAAUGCCUGGACAGAAUAUGGUGUUGAAAGAGGGGGUAGAUUUAUUGAAAAACUCUGACAGUUAACAGCACAGUUAUCUCAAAGCAUACAAAUGACUUGUAGAGUAUGGUGAAUAAUGUUCAUCUGUUAACACUCAAAGCUUUUUACUGGAUUAUGCAUGUAUUUCAAUUUUAAUUAGACUAUAAUUGGAAUAUUUCUCACAGGCACAAGAACUUUGCCAUUUUUAGUUCAAACAUUUGGCUAAAUUCACUAAAAAGAUGCAUUUGAUAUAUUAAGGAAAAAAAACUUUAAAUAAUUAUAGAUUAUUUAAAUUAUAUUACAAAUCUAUCAAAGGUACAAACAACAUUUUUUUUUUCUUGGCAAUAAACUUUUAUUAUUUUUGUCCAUGUUCUGUAUUUAUUGAUUGACUAAAAGGACUAAGUAUGUAGUAUUUUAUAUAGUUUUUCCAGUAACUGUAGUGUUCAGUAAUGGCCAGGCUGGAGCUCCUCAGCCAGAUGCAUUGCCACUUCGGUCCAUGGAGAAGCCUCGGUACCAUGAGUACCUCCCCGAUGAGGUAAAUCCAGCACACUGUUGGACUGGAGCUGAAGUGGACCAGAAAUUCGGGAUUGAAAUUUGGAUGGAAACAGGCAUUUCUGAAUGACAUCCAGUGGCAGGUCAGGUACUGGCUGUGGAAUAUUAUUCCAUGAUGCAGUGCAACAGACCUGCCCAUUUCUGAAACAAUGGAGUGUCACACACUGGCUUAGAUCAGGCUCAUCUGCUACUUCCUCUGGAUGGACACCGAUUCUCACUGUCUCAGAUCUGCUGAUGUUUGCUGGAGGAGGUCUUGACGGAUUUGAUGAGAUGUUCCAUAUUUCUCUUGAUUUGCUUGCAUGCUGUUUUUUGACAGGCUUGGUAGAAUGGCAGCAGUGAUGGCUUAUUGUCCACAUGCCCAUUGUAGGAGACCAGAGACAGGGAAGACCCUUCCUCUCUGCCCACUUGGACACUUUCUCUUUGUUAAUUGCCUCUCUGGAUAACUGAAAGCACAAAGGAUUUAAGUGUUAUUUGCAUAGUUUACAAAGAUGUACAAAAUGACU
Tachysurus vachellii is the source of this 3721-nucleotide messenger RNA. RefSeq names its product testis expressed 261 (gene tex261). Gene Ontology annotation, biological process: endoplasmic reticulum to Golgi vesicle-mediated transport. Gene Ontology annotation, molecular function: COPII receptor activity. NCBI's taxonomy places the organism in Eukaryota, Metazoa, Chordata, Actinopteri, Siluriformes, Bagridae. The transcript is spliced from 6 exons. Gene Ontology annotation, cellular component: endoplasmic reticulum membrane; Golgi membrane; COPII-coated ER to Golgi transport vesicle. The coding region runs from base 134 to 724 and encodes 196 amino acids. The record is from RefSeq and is a predicted model, not a curated record.